UCACUUGCAAAAUCACACUUUACAUUUUUUAUUGGUUUGUUUUCUUUCGUCUAUUCUUUCAAUUCAAUUCAACCUUACACAUUCGGUCGUUGGAAUCCACAGCUAGCACUUUUAAAGCUCCCACGCACACGCACACACACAUCUACACUCAAUGGUCAAAUCGACAAUAAUUGCGCGCGUAACGGAUGGGUUGCCCCUAGCGGCAUCGAUGGACGAUGAGCAGGCCGAGUCAGAGCUUUCUGGGUACAAGUCGCAGGCAAAGGCAAUUUUCAAAAAGCUAAACUCACAGUCCGAGCCAAUGUGCUCGAUCGAAUCCGGUCCAUACUAUCUGCACUACCUGCUGGACAAGGGUGUUUGCUAUCUGUGCAUCUGCGAAAGGUCUUUCCCGCGCAAGCUGGCUUUCAGCUACAUGGAUGAGCUCGCAAAAGAGUUCCACAUGAGCUACGGCAGCGAGGUAGAGAAGACUAACUUGCGUCCAUAUGCAUUCAUCAAGUUUGACACCUUUAUCCAAAAGACCAAGCGCAUUUACGAGGACUCGCGGACGCAGCAGAACCUGUCCAAGCUCAACGAGGACCUGCGCGAUGUGACACAGAUUAUGACCAAAAACAUGGAGGAUUUGCUGUGGCGUGGCGAUAGCCUGGAUCGCAUGAGCUCCUUGUCUGACCGCUUGCGUGAAGACUCCAAAACAUUCCACAAGAAGGCGUGGCGGGCUAACCUUGAAUUGCAGAUCCGCAAGUAUGGUGUGCCGGUGGCAAUCGUCUUGGGCUUCUUUUUGAUCAUAUAUCUGCGGUAUAAGCUGUUCUAGCCUGCCCCUCCCUCUACGCACCCGCUGCGCAUCCGGCUCCAGGUUGCCAGCCACACGCAUGCGAGCACAGCGAUUGGAUUGGCUUCUUUUAUUUUGUUUGGUUGAAAAAGUUUAUAGUCGCAAGCUGACAGGUUGAAGAUCAUAUGCGGAGAGCAACAUUUGGGACCCAGGCAGGCAAUCUGCUACGUCAUUUAUUCUCUUUGCUCCUUUUUGAAUCGCACUGGCGAAACAGUCUUUGCAAGAGCUGGGCGAAAACCCCGUGGACAACAUUCGUUUCUUUUUCACUUUUCAUUUUUUG
Messenger RNA from Kickxella alabastrina, 1103 nucleotides. Its product is annotated as Longin-like domain-containing protein. The record is from RefSeq and is a predicted model, not a curated record. Gene Ontology annotation, molecular function: SNAP receptor activity. The transcript has a single exon. The coding region runs from base 152 to 805 and encodes 217 amino acids. Lineage: Eukaryota; Fungi; Kickxellomycota; Kickxellomycetes; Kickxellales; Kickxellaceae. Gene Ontology annotation, biological process: endoplasmic reticulum to Golgi vesicle-mediated transport; vesicle fusion with Golgi apparatus; retrograde vesicle-mediated transport, Golgi to endoplasmic reticulum. Gene Ontology annotation, cellular component: SNARE complex; ER to Golgi transport vesicle membrane; endoplasmic reticulum membrane.